AUGACCUAUGCUUAUCAAAAUAUCAAGGGAGAAAGUUCAUUUGUUUAUCGAAGUUGUCAGCGGAGAAAUCAACCUAUUACUAUCAAGGUUAUAAACAUAAUGUCUCAUCAGCAACCAUCAACUAAAAGAGUGAAAACUCUUUUUUCCUUCUUUAAAAAGAAAGAUGGUAUUAAUGAUGAUCAACAAACUGAGGUAGCACAAACUUCAAUUCCUAAUGUGCAGGCUUCUGAAACCGUGAUCAGACGGAGAUAUCUAAAAGCAGGGCCUUUUCAACCAAAACUUUCUGAGUAUCUUGGGACAGAAGUUAGGGACCAGCAUCGUCGAUUUCAAUAUGCUUGGUACAAACAAUUUCCAUGGUUGGAGUAUUCUCCUUCUAAGGAUAAAGCAUAUUGUUUUCCGUGUUUCAUCAUUGAGACUAAAAGUAGCUCUGCUUUAGUUAAUGAAGGGUUCAACAAUUGGAAGAGAGUUAAUAACGGUGAAAAAUGUGCAUUUCUUGUUCAUGUUGGGAGUGUAUCCUCAUCACAUAACAAUUGUGUGAGAUGUGUCCAGGAUUUAAUGAAACCAACUCAACAUAUUGACAAGGCAAUCAAUGCACAAUCAAAAGAAGAUGUCAUGAAGAAUAGGUUGCGCCUAAAGACAACAAUUCAGAGUAUUCGUUGGCUUGCAUUUCAGGGAUGUGCUUUUAGAGGCCAUGAUGAAUCCCGUCAGUCAUUAAAUCGAGGAAAUUUUAUUGAAAUGCUACAGAUGAUGGCUACCUUAAAUGAUGACAUUGCAAAGGUUGUAUUGGAUAAUGCCCCUCAAAAUGCCAAAUAUACUAGUCCACAAAUACAGAAGGAAAUCUUGAACAUUCUUGCUAACAAAGUGAGAAUGAUGAUUCGUGAGGAAAUUGGGGAUGCAAGUUUUUGUAUUCUUGUUGAUGAAGCACAAGAUGAAUCUAAAAGAGAGCAAAUGGCCAUUGUGUUAAGAUUUGUUAAUCGCGAGGGCAUUCUAAUUGAGCGUUUCUUUGAUGUUGUGGGUGUUAGUGAUACUGCAGCAGUUACGCUAAAAAAAGAAAUUUCUAAUAUUCUUAUAAGGUAUAAUCUCCAUGUUCACAUGAUGCGUGGUCAAGGGUAUGAUGGUGCUAGUAAUAUGCGGGGUGCUUGGAAUGGACUUCAAGCAUUAUUUCUCAAAGAUUGUCCAUAUGCAUAUUAUGUUCAUUGUUUUGCUCAUCGACCACAACUAGCAUUAGUGGCAGCAGCCAAGGAGAUGCCUUGCAUUUGGCAAUUCUUUUCACAUCUUACUUCCGCCGUUAAUCUUGUGGUUUCUUCUCCUAAACGCAUCAGUGAGUUACAAUCUGCUCAAAGGGAUGAGAUUGCUCUAAUGUUGGCUAAUGGAGAAAGACAAUCUGGUAGAGGAGCUAAUCAAAUGAGUUCACUACAACGAGCUGGAGCUACUCGUUGGAGCUCUCACUAUGACUCUGUUAGGAGCUUGAUAGAAAUGUAUGGUGCAUCAUGCAAAGUUCUUGAAAAUCUCAGUAAGAAUGGGGCAUUUGGCUCUAUACGUGGGGAAGCUAGUGGUGUUUAUGCAGCAAUUACGACAUUUGAGUUCAUAUUUGUCUUGCAUUUGAUUGAUAAAAUCAUGGGAAUCACAGAUGUACUUUGUCAAGCUCUACAACGUAAAUCCUUGGAUAUCUUGAAUGCUUUGAGGUUGAUUUCAACAACGAAAACUCUCCUUUUGAAAUUAAGAAAAGAUGGUUGGGAUACAUUUUUUGAGAGAGUGAAGUUAUUUUGUUGCCAACACGACAUUGAUAUUCCUGAUAUGGGUGGUCGUUAUAGAGUGCGUCGUUCUUGUCAACGACAAGAUCCUAUUACAGUUGAACACCAUUAUCACUUUGAUGUCUUCAAUGAGGUAAUUGACUUUCAGUUGACGGAGUUAAAUAGUAGAUUCAACGAGAAAACUAUAGAACUUCUUACACUCAGCUCUGCUUUGGAUCCGAGUGAUUCCUUCAAAGCAUUUAACAUUGAAGACAUAUGUAAUCUAGCAAGUAAAUUUUAUCCUCAAGAUUUUAGUUCACAAGAAAUCCAUGCAUUGAGAUGUGAGUUGGAACAUUAUCAGUAUGAUGUAAUACUCGAUUGUGAGUUUCAAACAGUUUCUACACUUUUCGAAUUAUGUCGGAAAUUAGUUAUAUCAAGAAAGUCACAGAACUAUUAUCUGACUGAGAGAUUGAUUCGUUUAGUGUUAACUCUUCCUGUUUCGACGGCGUCUACAGAAUGA
Molecule: messenger RNA, 2253 nt
Organism: Tripterygium wilfordii
Lineage: Eukaryota; Viridiplantae; Streptophyta; Magnoliopsida; Celastrales; Celastraceae
Product: zinc finger MYM-type protein 1-like
Exons: 5
Coding region: 1-2253 (750 amino acids)
Source: RefSeq, a predicted model, not a curated record